AUGCAUGUACUGAACAAACAAAUCUCCGAGAGCAACCAAUUCUGUGAAACUUGCUGCCUCUCUUUUCUGUGUCGUCUAAAUGUAUCUUGUAUAUCUAAUCACCGAGUUUUUUUCCCUAUACCAGGUAUCAUUCGAAGGGGCGACAUACCCAAUUCUCGGAUUCCUCAAACAACAGAUGUAGUGUUGUCAGUCUCUGAAGAUUCGAAUCCGUCUGCUCCUAGGCAAAAACAGAGGGAUGAUUGUGAUAUACUAAAAGCCACAGUGUAUUGA
Molecule: messenger RNA, 270 nt
Organism: Triticum turgidum subsp. durum (durum wheat)
Lineage: Eukaryota; Viridiplantae; Streptophyta; Magnoliopsida; Poales; Poaceae
Source: the annotation of a GenBank genome assembly